AAAGUGCGAACACGCUGGAGGACUGAAGGAAACUGGUGGAGAGCGAGCGUUGGUCACUAAAAUGGCGGCCAACGAGUUGGGCGAACCGAAGGCAACGGAAAUUGUCAGAGGCCAAGUUUUCGAAGUUGCACCGCGGUACACGAAUUUAGCCUACAUUGGAGAAGGAGCCUAUGGAAUGGUCGUCUCUGCUUUUGACAAUGAAACUAACGAAAAAGUAGCCAUCAAGAAGAUCUCUCCCUUCGAACAUCAAACCUAUUGCCAGAGGACAUUGCGGGAAAUCAAAAUACUGACGCGGUUUAAACAUGAAAAUAUCAUAGACAUCAGGGACAUCAUUCGGGCACCCACAAUCGAACAAAUGAAGGAUGUCUAUAUCGUUCAGUGCCUGAUGGAGACUGACCUGUACAAACUGCUGAAGACGCAGAAGCUGAGCAACGACCACAUCUGCUAUUUCCUCUACCAGAUAUUGCGUGGCCUCAAGUACAUCCACUCCGCCAAUGUGCUGCAUCGAGACCUCAAACCCAGCAAUCUGCUUCUCAACACAACGUGCGACCUCAAGAUCUGCGACUUUGGUCUGGCGCGGGUGGCUGACCCCGAGCAUGACCACACUGGUUUCUUGACGGAGUACGUGGCCACCCGCUGGUAUCGGGCGCCCGAGAUAAUGCUCAACUCGAAGGGCUACAGCCAGGCCAUCGACGUCUGGUCCGUCGGCUGCAUCCUGGCCGAGAUGGUCUCCAACCGACCCCUGUUCCCGGGCAAGCACUACCUGGACCAGUUGAACCACAUCCUCGGCGUGCUCGGCUCACCCGGCCCCGAUGACCUCAACUGCAUCAUCAACGAAAAGGCGCGCUCCUACCUGCAGUCAUUGCCCCACAAGGCCAAGAUACCCUGGUCCAAGCUGUAUCCUGAUGCCGACCCAAAAGCUCUGGAUCUCUUGGACAAGAUGCUGACCUUCAACCCUCAUCGAAGAAUAAAUGUUGAAGAGGCCCUCGCACAUCCUUACCUGGAACAGUAUUACGAUCCCGGUGAUGAGCCUGUGGCAGAUGAGCCGUUCAAGUUUGAGACGGAGCUGGACGACCUGCCCAAGGAACAACUGAAGGUGCUGGUCUUUGAGGAGACCAAGUUGUUCCAGGCACGCAAUGCCAGCCGGCCGCCGCAGCAAGCUUCCUCCUGAGCUGAUCGUGCCACCUCUGCUACAGUUCCAGUGCCACACCCGGGCGGCCUCACGUUUGUUGGGUGCAUCACAAGGCCCCAGGUGGCUCGAGGACGUUUUGGCUCUGCCCGUUCUGGCCUCCUUGCCGAGCGGCCGCCGAAAAAGCAGCUGCUGCCACCAGUUGCUGGUUCCCGAGAACGGACCUCUCGCGAUGUCUGUACUUCACCAAGGUGCCCCUUCCCACACCUACUGCCCCUGCGCGGUAUCGGAGAGUUAUGUGGACCGCGAAUUCAGUCGUGACUAGGCUCGAGUGCUUGCCAUUUGUGCAUGUGCACGGAAACAUGUUGGCUUGUGUGCGCGCGUCACAACGCACUUGUGGCACGUUCUACUAUAUCGGCGCUGGACUCCCGUUCUGGUAUAACUCUCCCUUGUUGCCUUCUCCUUCUUGUUUAUAGAUUAUUUUACACUGACUCUUCCGCGUGCAGGCUGACACGUGGACACUGUUCUCUCUCUUCCCCGUUGUGACCACAUCCCGGUUUUUUUGCCAUAUAUAGUUUUUUUGCCCCCCCCCCCCCCCCCCCUGCCUCCGACCCCGUGUCCUGCCGCACUCCCUUGCACUGCCUUUUUCUGCUGUGCAUUGUUCUUUUGGCAGAAAGGACUGGUCUAGCAAUGCUCUGGCUCCUUGUUGCCCUUUCCCGUCGACCGUGACUCCCGCCCCUUUUUGAUCGGGUGGCACAGUUGUGCAAGGAAGGUGUCACGACCAGAUGAAUGCCUUCAAACAUUUUGCGUCUGGCUUGGCAUUGGCAGCUUGCAGUUCGCCUAUUCCUGGAUAAGGUUCUGUUGAAAAACAGGUGCGUGCAACACCAUUGCUUUGUGCCUGCUGUAGCAUGUAAAUACUAGACUUAACACCUCUCGCGGAAUGUUUGCUUGACGAGGAGGCACUCGCACGCAAUACCAGUCGAUAUUUGCCUCCUGUGAUGAACCUGCCAAACUGUUUCUUUUUUUUUCCUCUAUUGCUAUACCCGGUCGCAUCUUAUGGUAGUUUAGUUUGAUUCCUCCUUGCAAAUACCGUAGCUGUCUUUUUCCUUCCCGGGUACUGGACAAAAUGACCACCUACCUGACAUCGGCUCAUUUUUGGUGCGCCGUCGAAAAGGUGCCGCUCUUUCGAGCGUGUGCUAGGUGCCACUUCUCCUGGCGCUCUCCCGCCCCCACCCCGCUGCUGAUGUCGCGUGUAAUGUUGGCGAGGAUGACGUUGGGAGUUCACUUCUGCAUCUGCUCUGUUUCUCGUCGUCUUCUUGGCUCUGGAAUUUUCGUGCUCGUUGCCCCCUUUUUCUCUUUGCUGGGGCUUUAGGUGUGUCUUCCGUUACUAAAAAAAAUGUGUUGUGCGUGUACAUGUGCGUCUCUUUGGCUCGCAUUGUUCUAGUUAUUUUGUCUGUGAGUUUUGCUGGGCUUUCGAGUUGUUAUCACCUGUGUUGUGAUUAUAGGCUGCCUCGAAUGUGAUCGUUUUGUUUUUUCUUUCAUCGUUAUAUCUCAACAUGUCAACUCGCACUCCGACGCUAGCCGUGCCCGCUAUUGGUAGGGGAGUGUCUCCCUGCUGCGAGCAACGCUUGGCCGCCUAGCACAAUGUCACACAGCGAAGAUGCUGUCUUCCAUGUAUUCCUUCGGAGAUUGAGACCUUGUCUUUUUCUUGCCGCGCUACACCACGUUGCAUGAGAGAGUCCCGCUCGCAGGACUUUAACUGGCCUCCUCUUUGUUUUGCGCACUUGGCUGUGUUGAUGUAACAACGCAAGAGUGGAUGCAGGGAAGCAAAUAAGAGCGCCUUUUCCAUCAGCAAGCAUGUAUAAUAUAUUUGCGCCCGCUUGCCUACAGGCGAUGUAGGCCCUCAGUGAGGGGGCAUGUACAAUAAGCUGCUCUGUGCAUAAAACUAGAAGCAAGAACAAAAAGAAAGGUGGCAGCACUGUCUAGUCUCAAGCCACUAGGCCGAGAAGCGCUUUCACAUCAAGUCUCCUGUGCCGCUUGGGAAUGCAGAGUUUCAUUUGUCAUUCAAGCAUCGCCACUUAUAAAGUUUUUAUUAUGCCUUUGAACUUUCUCUGCCUGAAUGGUUCAGUUGGAUCGCGACUUGGUUUGUGACUUCUUUGAAGUACAGUUUGAGGCGGAUAAGUAAUUCUUUUUCUUUACGUUGAAGAUUUGAAACUUGCCAACUGGUGUAAAAUAAAUGUUUCGAUUAUUGCAUUCGUGUCAGUACCACAAGUGCAGCAUUAGGAGAAUGUUUCUCAUUGCUAAGUAAUUUCUUUCACGUGCACUUUAUCGUGUGGAUGUGCUGCAUGUGCACUCUGUUCACACUGAUUGAAGGUCUGGCCGAAGUGGGGCUGCGCAAUCUCGCAUGUGGAGAACGCCAUUCUUAGUGACAUAAUAAAAAGCUUCAGGACACAGAUAGAAAUUGCUGCCCAUAUCCAAUUUUGGUUUUUAUGAGGAAUAUAUAUCUUUUGUAACAAACAUAUGACGUGAACUCAUUACAGAAGGUUUUGUGUCAGGCAAGUUUAUUUAUAGAAGUUGCAGGACGUUUCAAACUGUUCGGACUUGCUGGCAUGUUUGUUGCAACUUGGUUUGACUAGGCGUCAGGCAAUUUAUAUAAAUCAUAUUAAUCAAUUUUUAAAAAUUCAUUUAAUGUCACUAGCCUUUUCAUCUAAGCUAGAAUUCUGCGGCAGGCCUUUGAGUAGCAAGGACAAGCCACUGAAAGCAGCUCGCAAAAGCUGUACUUGACGAAGACUCGGCUGCACGUGUAUGCUUCUCAACGGCUUGAAAACAAGCAGUACUCAUAGCACGUGACACUGAGCGGCUGAGAAAGCAUUGGAAAUUGGGUGGAGUGUUCACAGCGAGACAGGCGUGCACCUUUGGGAGGGGGGUGCCUAAACAAUGGUUGCCUAUCUUGUGCAUCUUUUCUUAAACGCAGCAUUCCUCGGCUCUUUGAGAUCGUGAAUUGUCGUCCUCGCUUACCAGCAUGAUGUAGGAUUCUCAACAGGAAAGUAGGGACUGCUGCGUCUGCCAGAAUCGAAGCACGAGCAAGACGUUCAUUGUUUAGGGGGGCAUGGGGGGGGGGGGGGGGCAAGCUACACCCUCCAAAGAGUGUACGCUUAUUUUUAGAGUGCGUAUCAAUGUAUUUUCUUUUCCUGGGGCUCGGUGUAUGAUAACACUAGGCAGUGUGUGCUGGUUGCCUUUUACGUAGGUUUUAGUUGCUGCUAAUCUAGAGAUGAGAGAGAGAGAAAAACUAUAAAACAGUGAGUGAAGGUUGUGAUGCAGUGCAGCCUGACGAACAGAAGCACUUUGGAAAUGUUCUGCUGUGUAUUAUAAGUGUAUGCGGUAGUUUGUAUUUUUCUGUGUUAUUGUUGAUAUUUGAUAUUUUUCUUCCACCGUCUUGAAGUGCAGAACAUUGUUUUUUUGUUUCAACAUGUGCACAUCUCUGUACAGCACACAACUCGCAAUUCCUCUUUAGACAAAGAAUGUUGUGUGGAUGCAAUCAAAGAAGCCGCACACAAUUGUUUCAGGGAAAAAGCUUUUGUUGCGAGUUUGUUUGAUUUUGUUUCCACCUCUGUGUUUCCUUCUGUCUGCCCGUUGUCUCUUCUUUGUGUAAAAAAAUACAAUAAAACAAUGCCAACUGUGCAAAAUGGGAUGCAAGGAAGGAAUGAAACUUCGAAAUAUCAUUCAUGUAAAUGCAAACGAACAGAAUACUAUAUUUAUUGAUUUUUUUUAGAUCCCGCUGUUGUAGAUUUUUGAAUAAAUACUUCAUUUCCUUCCUGCA
Messenger RNA from Rhipicephalus microplus (southern cattle tick), 4949 nucleotides. It is a transcript of the gene rl, whose product is annotated as Mitogen-activated protein kinase rl. Gene Ontology annotation, biological process: protein phosphorylation. The record is from RefSeq and is a predicted model, not a curated record. NCBI's taxonomy places the organism in Eukaryota, Metazoa, Arthropoda, Arachnida, Ixodida, Ixodidae. Gene Ontology annotation, molecular function: MAP kinase activity; ATP binding.